CGAGAUAUCGAGAUUAUUAUGCAAAUUUUCGAAUUCAAAUCAACGCGAGCCGUAUGAGCUUCACAUUUUUACAAGUACAAGUAUUUCAUUAAUAAAUUAUUGCAAAAUCGCAUAGGGUGCGUAAGUACUUUGUUUAACGCAACGAUAAAUAGUAUAAGCCUAUUAAUUACAGAACAUAAAACAUUCAUCCUUAUCCCCGCGCGAAAGUUUCCCCCGGUGCAAAAAUCCAGCAGAAUUAUUGAAGCAAACCAGAAAGCAUUACUGUCCGGCCAACUAAUUAUUGCCCCGGCACAAUGCGAUUUAUCGCAGCAGCGGCAACUCUAAAUCCCGCAUGCAUCCUCCUGCGCGACUCUAUAUAUCUACAAUAAAUCCGGGCCGAUAUCAAAGAAUAAAAUUCAAUCCCCCCCGAGCUUGCAUAAAUCGCUGCAGCCAUUCUCCCACACACACGCGCACACGUUAUAUACCCUCAGCGGCUCGUCUCCAUCAAUCCCAUAGGUACACCUACUCAAACGAAAUCGCCGCCGCUGCAUCAUUUUUUACCCUAUAAUCACGCGGGGAGUGUCCUGUGGAGGGGCGUGUCACAUGACGCUCCUCCCGGCGAAUCGGCGCGAGCUGUCCCUCCUCGAGCUCGUGCCCCUCCACCAUACACGCGAGUGAGAGAGCGCGCGCGAGAGAAAGAGAGAGAGAAAGAGUGGCUGGCCAGGACAGUUUGAGAGCCGCAGUCAGCGACUGCACCACGAUCCUGCCAGAGUGUGUUCCUCCGCGCUGUAUACGACCUAACCUCUUAUCGCUCGCUCGGCCCUCCUUCGCGGAAUUCCUAUGUGCAGUUUCUUUUUGCUCUCGGAUUGUAGCGCACAGACAGGAACGCUGAGGACGGAUGGACUUUGUGCGGCUUUAAACGAUAUUCUUGUGAUUACUGUUGGUGCUUCUAACCUAUAUGGUGCUGUAGUGUCUGACCUGUUGGAACGAGGAGCGGAGAGAAGACAAAGACUGGUAUAAGGUCGACACAUACUCACGACGACUUUGAAGUGCUGGAAUUGAAGUGCGGGUAUUGAACAUCGACGAUCGAGCCAGUGCGUGCAGAUAUCCACGAGAGUAUAGAGACACUCCGUUUGCGUGUGGUUUUCGCGUCCAAAAGUUUCGACCGACUGGACAUGUCGAGCUGCUGCUGCUGAUUAUGCGAAACUUGGACGGAUUCAACUGACUCCGCGGCGGUUUGAGAGACUUUAUACUUCAAAAAAUGCAAAUGCUGAGGAGGUAGUUACGGCGUGGAGGGAUAAUGUUCCACGGGAGCGGGAGCGGCGGCUACGGCGCGAGUUCCGACUACCAGCAGCAAAGCCAACAAGCGGCGGCAGUGGCAGCAGCUCAGCAGCAGCAACAGCAACAGCAGCAACACGCCCAGCAGCUUCAGGCUCCCGUCUAUGUGCCUUCGUCCAGGCCCACGAUACCAUCGUCAACCACGGCGGCGCAGUAUCACUCUUUUCCCUCUUCGGCCUCGCCGGCUUGGGAAAAGACAGCCUCGUGGCAACACGGCGUUGAGAGCUACGCGCACCAUGCGUUGGCAGGUCACACGGGCAGCUCGACGGCCGGGAUGGGUCCGCACACGGGUCACGCGCACCCUCACGCGGCCCACCCUCACACGGCUCACCCUCACUCGAGUCUCGCCGCAGCAGCGGCCUCGCCCUUCUAUGCCCAGAACGUCGCGAUGAUGUCGUCCUGGAGGGCUUAUGACAGCGCUGGAUUUCAGCGGGCUUCGCCUUACGACACAGCCAUGGACUUUCAGUUUAGCGAGGGCCGGGAGUGUGUGAAUUGCGGAGCCAUAUCCACCCCUCUGUGGCGACGCGAUGGCACCGGCCAUUACCUCUGCAACGCCUGCGGACUGUACCACAAAAUCAACGGGAUGAAUCGUCCUCUCAUCAAGCCUACGAAACGCCUGAUCUCCGAAUUCCAGACGGCGACGCGGCGGUUGGGCUUGUGCUGCACGAACUGCGGCACGCGCACGACGACCCUCUGGAGGCGCAACAACGAGGGCGAGCCGGUCUGCAACGCCUGCGGUCUUUACUUCAAGCUUCACGGGGUCAACCGACCGCUGGCUAUGAGGAAGGACGGCAUACAGACGCGCAAGCGCAAACCCAAAAAAACGCCAGAACCCAACGCCAGGCAAAACCCCGGGGAACAUGAUAACAGCACCUCCACUGCUUCGUCGCCUUCAAAUGAGCUAAAAAGCAAUCAUCACCAGCAGCACCAGCCACCUCACCAGCAGCCUCACCAGCAGCAACCUCAGCAGCACCAACUGGACAACAAAUCCUCCUCGACGAAUCCGUCGUCCUCAUCCUCGGAUCGCCCGGUCUACCUUGGCCACACGUCUCUUCUAUCCUCCAGCGGUGGUAGCACGUCGGCAGCGGGUUCGAGCAGUUUGCCGACGGUGAAAACAGAGCCUCGUAGCUGCGACGCCGGUGUCAUCGGUCAGCCUUACUCGGCUUACUACCAACAUCCCCAUCAACUAGCCGCCCCGACGAGCGAACACCAGCAGGCGAAUUAUUACGCCGCAGCGGCGCAGGAAGCGCCGUAUCAUCAUCAGCACCACGUCACCGCAGCCGCUAAGCUACUCGCGUCGUCCUAAGGACAUUCAGCCGAUUUUAUCCGAUUUAUUUGCUUCGUAUAGGAUUCUUUUUUUACGAUUUUUCCGAACUCAAGUCAGUUGUGUCUAAUGCGAUGAUAAAUGCUGCGCGACUUAUGAGAGCAUUGAUUUUUAAAGAAAUCGGUAUGGUAUAUUUAUGAAUAUUUCUGAGCUUGUAUUUAAUUGAGAGAUGGAUUGGAAACUUGACGGAUUGAAGAUCGGAAAUUUAAUUAUUGAUUGACUGUGAUAUUUGUUUUCUCACCGCGAAAUUUCUCGUGACAGCUUCGACGAUUUACUCAUUCAAUGGACAAAGUUGUAUUUUGCACCGAACAAAGACUCGUGAAGCUCGGCAAUAUUCAUAUAAAUUUCGAGUUUGCAACGAAAUUCAAGUUAUCAAUAAUUUAAGUACUAAUUACAAAAUUUCAAUGUCCUCUAAUUUGCUCUUACGGAAAAGAUCGUAAUACCUUUAACGGCAAUCGAAAAACGUAUCGAAUUCUAUGAAAAAUACAACGUGGAUAUUAGUGCAGCGAUACUACAGAGAAGCUCGCUGCAAUACGAAUCAUUGUAAAAAAGACAAUAUAGCAUAGUGAAUUUUCGUUUAAUACGUAGCGUUCGUAUGGAGUAUAUGAUAUAAAUUAUGUAGUGCAAGAAUUCGCAUGUGUAUCUAUGACUUCUGCAUGAAACACCUCACCGACGAAAUUGUUCACAGAUUAAAAUAGUGUUUUCUAAAUGUAACUGCGCUGUAGUAUACCAUGCCUUGAAAUAUUCUUUGAAGUACUUAUAUACGUAAAUAGAGUAAAUUUAUCAGUUGCCUUCGACAACGGAAUUACAUACUGUCCCUUCAGUAGAUAAAGUUUUAAGGCAUGUGCAGGGAGAGAUCUACCUUAUCGACUACAGUUUCAAUAUAUAAUACUUACACACGGUCGGUAAAUGAAAAAAUCUUCCUCCUAUAAUAAUGCGAGUAUAUAAUAUAGAGACAUAAUGAUUAUGUCGUUGAACAUUUUUCCCAGAUACUUAUACGAUUAUUAGAUAGCAUAUUUAUCAUUUCGCUAAUAAUAAUUAUGUAAAAUAUUAUUUCUGUUAAUUAAUUGUAAACUUGACGAAUCAUGAUAUAUACGUACGUACUGAUUAAAAGUUAUGAUCACUAUUAAUUCACUACGAAUAUACUUGUUUAGAUGUAAUUUAAAAAUGCUUCAUAAACUUAAACAAUAUCCUGUCGUGCUGCCAUAAUAUUCAAAAAAUAUAGGAUAGACACGCAUCGUGUCGAGAUUAAAGUAUCUGUCGAAAAAAUUUGCACCUCUACUCUAUGAUAAACAAAUAUAGAAUAUAAAUAAAAGCAGUAAAAAUACUUGAAAUAACGGUUCGAUGAUUUUAAACUGAAAAGUAUUUAGCAUUUUUUUCAUACCGUAUAAUAUAUGUUAUGCAGUCCUUUUCGAGUGUUUGUGUAUAAAGUAUAAUAUCUGUAUAUCGAUAAAACAAAGAAAAUCAUAUAGGCCGUCGAGCAGUGUGAUAUUCAGUUUAUAAAUGUUUAAUCGCAUGAAUUGAGCGAAAGUUAUUAUACUUUUAGCGAAUAUACGUAACUAUAAGGCAGUGUUUAAUUACACGUUCUCCAAAACUGUACACUUUAUUGUACCAGUUUUGUGCAAUUAAAGCAAUGUAAAGCAAUUAAUUUAUAGAUGCAAUAAAACGUAAAUUUCAUGAA
Messenger RNA from Nasonia vitripennis (jewel wasp), 4322 nucleotides. Its product is annotated as GATA-binding factor A. Gene Ontology annotation, molecular function: zinc ion binding; RNA polymerase II cis-regulatory region sequence-specific DNA binding; DNA-binding transcription factor activity, RNA polymerase II-specific. The transcript is spliced from 7 exons. Bases 1280 to 2623 code for a protein of 447 amino acids. The record is from RefSeq and is a predicted model, not a curated record. Lineage: Eukaryota; Metazoa; Arthropoda; Insecta; Hymenoptera; Pteromalidae. Gene Ontology annotation, biological process: negative regulation of transcription by RNA polymerase II; positive regulation of transcription by RNA polymerase II; cell fate commitment.